Molecule: messenger RNA, 321 nt
Organism: Venustampulla echinocandica
Lineage: Eukaryota; Fungi; Ascomycota; Leotiomycetes; Helotiales; Pleuroascaceae
Product: putative Elongin-C
Exons: 4
Coding region: 1-321 (106 amino acids)
Biological process (GO): ubiquitin-dependent protein catabolic process
Cellular component (GO): elongin complex
Molecular function (GO): protein-macromolecule adaptor activity
Source: RefSeq, a predicted model, not a curated record
AUGGCGACUUCAAAUCAGGACCAGGGCCUGAGCAAGUAUGUAACCCUUGUUAGUAGUGACGGAUUUGAGUUCGUCGUCUUGCGCGAAGCUGCUUGUAUCAGCGGCGCCAUAAAAAGAAUGCUUGAUCCUAAAAGUGCAUUCUCUGAGGCCAGAACUGGAAGAUGCACCUUUGCAGAGAUUAAUGGUAUCGUCCUUGAAAAGGUUGCGGAAUACUUUUGCUAUCACUACAAGAACCGAGACAGGGAGGAUGUCCCCGACAUGGAUAUCCCUCCAGAACUGUGCCUGGAGCUGUUGAUGGCGGCAGACUAUCUAGACACGUAA